This is a messenger RNA of Klebsormidium nitens, 1443 nucleotides long. The record is from the annotation of a GenBank genome assembly. Lineage: Eukaryota; Viridiplantae; Streptophyta; Klebsormidiophyceae; Klebsormidiales; Klebsormidiaceae.
AUGAUCCGGGGUACAGGAAAGCGGGGGCAGACUGAGAUUCUCCAGUCCGAGAUAGAGUUGGGACCCUUGAGCAAGGACUUCCUUGAGCAAAGUGCCCUGCUUCCAAGGCAAACAUUCAAGGAGCAACCUUCAGUUGAGACAACGCCAAAUGCGCAUCCCUUCCCAGCUCGUUUUUAUACAUACCUCUCAGUAGUUGGGCUACCUGUCGCCACCCUCAUUGCAAGCUUCGCCUUCCUGGCCCUCAUUUCAGACGGCAAAGUUUUGGAGUGUGUCCAAAAUGUGGCUUCGAGAGCGCUCGAGAGGCCUCGUUAUGUGAAGCGCGCCCCUCCACAACCGGGGGCCAGCUUUCUCGCCUGGGUGGUCACAGCCGCAGCUUGCAGCAUUCUGGACGUAUUCACACUAGCCCUCGACGCCUUCUUCCACCUCCAGAAGUAUCCAAUGGAAACGCGCCCUGUCUCAAUGUUGUCGGUGGUUCAUGAGAUUCUUCUAGAGCGCCAGCUGGCAAAGUUGACCUACAAAACAAUGACACCUGGCAGAUUGCUUCUUUCCACAGUCUCUCUGGGAGCAUCAUGUAUACUUCUGAUCACUGCUACUUCCUUCGGUUACUGGGUUGGAGGAGGGAGCAAGACCGCUGUCGCUGCCCUUCUAGUAGCUUCUCUUACGCCCCUAGAAACUUCCAGCUCGUUGCUCGCAUCAGCUUGCGCCAGCUCGUCACCUCUGCUACAGAAGCGAUUCAGUCGUGGAGUUCUUCAGAGCUGCCUAGCUUUACUUCUGUUCAUUAUUGCAAUCGGGAUGGUCCAUCUAGUUUCGGGGCCCUUGGUAUGGGCGUUGGUAGACGGGCAAGGCUGGAGCUCGCUGCAAAACCUGGCGGUGAAAGUGGAGGUCGAGUGCGGUGCCGAGGAAGAGCCAAGUCAGACAUAUGACCUGCUUCAAGACGGGGUGAUUCGAUCAGGCCCCUCGCACGACAGCAACGCCACAGAGCGCACUCCUUUCGAAACCGCACGCACCCCGGCCAUUUUGCGUCUCGCUGGAGACGUUUUCUAUGUGAACGCAGUUGACUCUGCAGCGGACCUCGAGUUAGUUCCACAAUGGACCGUUUACUCGGACGAGUUUUGGAACAUCUUCCACGGCGGGGUGUCGCCCAAUCUGCUCUCGUUUAAGGCUAGCUUCAGGCUGAGGAGGGGCGACCUGCUUGCGAGCAUACACGUGCCUCAAGCACAGGAAGUCCACGUGGCGUUCGCUUAUAAGACAGACGGGGCCUGGCAGAGCGCUGACGUCAGCCUGACGGGCGUCCACAGCAAUUUACGCGUGCUGUGUCCGCAGGUCCUCAUUGGAAGCCGGGAAUAUUCGACCCGGACUUUUCCUACGAAUCUGCGUGAGUUGAGGAGGUUAGAAAUGAGCGUCGCUAUGUUGGGGACUUACUGCCCAGCAGAAAGGACUUAA